Molecule: messenger RNA, 1627 nt
Organism: Tripterygium wilfordii
Lineage: Eukaryota; Viridiplantae; Streptophyta; Magnoliopsida; Celastrales; Celastraceae
Exons: 6
Coding region: 124-1290 (388 amino acids)
Molecular function (GO): lipid binding
Source: RefSeq, a predicted model, not a curated record
GUGACCCGCUUCUCCUUUGUUCAUUUUACGGUCGAUAAGAGGAAGAACAAGGAGAACGUAUUUUGGAAGCAGAGGCCAGAGAGUGCAUCAAUCGUACAUAUCAAUAAAGGGGCAGCCGCAGAGAUGGGUCCGAUGUGGGUUUUAUCGCCCAAGCUUCAGGGAUCGUCGUUUUGGGUCGACAGCGUGAGUACUGGGAGUGGAGGAUGGGCUACUCUCGUUGCGCUCCUCUUCAUACUCAUCUGCCACUGCAUCAAGAGGUUCUUCUAUUCUGCGUCGUCCAAACCACUUGUUGAUUCUAUCGCUCCUGCUACGAUUGUAUCAGAUCAUUCCCAACUCAGGGUCUCUGAGAUCGUAUCAGAUGCUGAUUUAAAAUUAUUGAUUGAAAAUUUGAAUGAGAAUAUCGAUGAGAAUGUAAGAUGGGAGAAUGUCGUAGACAAAAGGAAUAAUCUUCUGUCCUAUAAGGCAAAAUGCUGCAAACCUAAGGACGGUCCUUUGAAAUACUGGAGUGUGACAGUUUUUGAGAAUUGCUCGCCUGAGAUUCUGAGGGACUUCUACAUGGACAAUGAUUAUAGGAAGCAGUGGGACAAGACUGUGAUUGAGCAUGAGCAGCUGCAGGUGGAUAAAACUACUGGAAUAGAAAUUGGCCGCACAAUUAAGAAAUUUCCACUUUUGACACCUAGGGAGUAUGUACUAGCAUGGAAAUUGUGGGAGGGAAACGAUAAAUCAUUCUACUGCUUUAUCAAGGAAUGUGAACAUCCAUUGGCACCACCUCAGAAGAAGUACGUACGUGUGCAGUUUUUUAGUUCUGGUUGGAAGAUCAGGAAAGUACCUGGAAGAAACGCGAGUGAGAUCUUGAUGUUUCACCAAGAAGAUUCUGGUUUGAACGGGGAAAUGGCAAAGCUGGCAUUUGCUAGAGGCAUAUGGAGUUAUGUGUGUAAGAUGGAAAAGGCACUGUGCAAGUACUCAACUAUGAACCAUAUAAGGGCAAGUGCAGCUGUUUCUUCCACCAGUCUUAUUCAGAAGGUUCCACCUGAAUUAGAUAAUGUCGAUAGUAUAGAUGCACCGGCAACUCCUGUUGCAAGUACUGGACAAUUUACUAGUGAAGCCAGAGACAAGAAAUUAUCUAAAAGGCCAUCAAGGAAAUUACUAGCUAAUGGUUUGAUCCUCCUUGGGGGUUUGGUAUGCCUCUCUCGUGGUCACUCUAGCCUCGGUGCUAAAGUUGCCAUGGCGUAUAUCUUGACAAAGUGGCGCAAGCAUGGUGCUUCAUCCAGCCAAGAUAGGAGCAGCUGAGGUAUCCAAAUGAAUUGCAUUCUCGGUACUGAUUCUGGGCAAGUCUGAAAAGUUUGGCACUUCCAACAUAAUUAACAUUCGGAUGGUAUCUAUAAGCUGACAUGUGCCCCAUUUGUUCAAGAAGCUAUGGGGCUUUGAGAUGUGAAAUAAAUUUUAAUAAUUGUAACUAUUUGCUUCUGUAUAUAUGAUCACUUCUUGUUGUGCCCAUCAUCCAUAAUUCUAUUUUGACAGUGUUGUGAUAUUAUAGGGGGUGUUUUGAGCAAAUAAGAUAAUGGUACUUUUUUGACCGAAUUAGUUGAAUCAGAAUAUGAAAGGGGAGCACUUCUGGUGUGGUGUA